Molecule: messenger RNA, 2784 nt
Organism: Colletotrichum graminicola M1.001
Lineage: Eukaryota; Fungi; Ascomycota; Sordariomycetes; Glomerellales; Glomerellaceae
Product: actin interacting protein 3
Exons: 1
Coding region: 1-2784 (927 amino acids)
Biological process (GO): establishment of cell polarity
Cellular component (GO): cytoplasm; cell tip
Molecular function (GO): cytoskeletal regulatory protein binding
Source: RefSeq, a predicted model, not a curated record
AUGCCUUUAUCGCAAAUCGAGAAGAGCGUCACCCACCUGCUCGUCGCGACUAAGCAGCUACUAGAGACCCUGACACAAUGGUCGCGUGGCCAAGCUACCGAUGGCCAGGUAUCCGAUGUAUACGUCAGACUGGGAUACGAGUUCAACAUGGCCUGUCGAGCUUUCACGGCCAUCAACGUGGAUACCUCCGACCUGGGCAAUGUCCCCGAGUUGCUACGAAGCAUAUUAGAAGCCACUCUAAGCCAAGAAGCAAGCACCGAGAGCUUGGAGAAAUACCUUCCCCGUAUUCGGGAUAUCAUCAUCAACCUGCUCCACGGACUGAAGCGCAAGCAGCAAAAGCUGCGGCAAAAGCAACCAAAGGACAGGGAGAGUGGCGGCUCAGCAGGCGCACCCGAGCGUACGACGAGCACGAGUACAAUGGGUAGCGCAAAUACUGGUUUGACGAAUCUGCUGGAGGAGGGCAUACAGAACGGAUACCGGCCAGACCCGCAGAGGGAAUCUUCCAUGUCAGCCGGCGCCCCAACAACCACGUCUCCGAACCGUCGCUACAUACCGCCAAGAGACCAGUCGCGCGGCUCCCUCAACUCGGAGCAGUCCUCCCUAUCUAGCAACACGAUGCAAAACAUCCCCGUUGUGCCGCCGUAUCCCGGCGACGAGGCGUCGGCGUCCUCCGCACCGUUGGCAGAGGCCAUUGCCGAAUCAUUCCCGCCGCCGCCGCCACCUCCGAAGCAGCAAUCGAGUGCGUUCGCCGCUCUGCAGAAAGGAGGAGACCUGGAGAGAAGAGCAUCGCGGCGAUAUUCGCAAUAUCAAAUAUCCAAGCACCUAGGCAGCGCCAUGAAUGGCGUGCCUAUGCUACCGUCACAGAACUCUCCCAUACCCAACCGUGGCCGAGGUGAAGUGCGAGAGUCUCUGCGUGCUGUGCAGACUCGGGAGACUAUCCGUCAAAAUCGUGCCUCGAAGCAGCCGCAGUUGGAUGCGUCACCCGUCAGGGCUCCAAGUCGUACCAAGGAAGCGCCUCCGUCCGAAGCGCCGAUAGCCAGGCCCGAGAGCCCGACGCUUCAGACACCCGAAGACAAGUAUCCUAAAGCGAGCGCUACGUUAAAGGGUCCUCUGAGCGAUGAGUUCCCCAUGUCUCCUGAUGACGAUCGCAAACCUGAGCCACCCAGCAAGGACGAGCCCAAGGAGUCGCCACGGGCUAAGACGCCCGAAAAGAAGCGGGACAACACCUUUCUUCACGAGCAAUCACCGCCGUUGACGACCGACCUAACUUUGUUUUUGCAGUACAAGUCAAAGGUCAAGAAGUUCGUGCUCCCUGAGGGCUACAGCGAACUCUCUAUUGGCCGUCUCCAGUUAGCAUUCAUUGAGAAGUUCUCCUGGAACACGCAUGCCAAUGGUGCCGACCUGCCGGAAAUCUACAUCCAAGACCCCGUUUCAGGGGUCAGACACGAGCUCGAGGACCUUUCGGACAUCAAGGAUCGAACAGUCCUGGUGUUGAACGUCGAGCCGCUUGACGAAGUCAAACGACACAUUGACGAGGGUAUUGGGCAACUGAAGAAGAUCGUACAGGAUGUGAAGCAGAACAUGGACGAUCAGGGCCUGGCGAUACAGCGAGUCUCUGAGCGUCAACAGGAGGCAGCCGCAGAGAUGGCGAGGCUGGCGUCCGCUCCACCUGUUGUCUCAGCGCCUGCCGACGGGUCCAGGUCUGUGGGUGGCCGGAAGCUCGUUGCUGGACACAUUACCGAAAUACAAAGCCUUCGCCGUGACCUGGCCGUUAUGCGUCAGGCGUACUCCAAUUUCCAGUCGGAGAUUCAGGGUUCCAUGUCUGCUAUCCGCGCCAAGGCGAGUAACGUCAAGACUGCAGUUGUCAAGGCCUCGAUCCCUAGCAUCGAAGGCGAAACCGGUCAUGCCUACGUCCACAAGGGCCGCGAACAGCUCAAUGCUGACUCUGACCGACUUGUCGCCAAGGUCGACGACCUGCAGGACCUGGUGGAGGACCUCAGGAAAGAUGUUGUUCACCGUGGUGUACGGCCGCUACCUAGGCAACUGGAGACCGUGGCCAUGGACAUUACGAAACUUUCAAAGGAGCUCAAGAAGGUGGAGGAUUACAUGAAGGAAGAGAAGCCUAUCUGGACCAAGAUCUGGGAGAAGGAGCUGGAGGACGUCUGCAAGGGCCGUGAUGAGCUGCGUCUUAUGGAGGACCUCAUGAUCGAUCUGCAGGACGAUUUGGAGAAGGCAUCAGAGACAUUUGCACUAGUCGAGCAGGCUACCAAGGAGCAGCUGAAGGACAACGGAACCACCGCCAGCGCCGGUACCGCUCGCAACUUCUCCAAGGGCCUAAACAACCUAGGAAACAGCUCCGACCCCAACGCAGCCAAGGACGGUGUUCUCGGGGAGGUGAGGGCACUACAGCCCAACCACGAAAAUCGACUCGAAGCCAUCGAGCGAGCGGAAAAGCUGAGACAAAAGGAGCUUGAGGGCCGCAAGGGUAAUGAGCUCCAGAGGGAGCUCUCAAGCUUCGUGGAGGAGGGCAAACUGAAGAAGUCCGGCGGUUUCGAGGAGGUGGAGAGAGCCCGGAAGGCCAAGGACGACAUGAUCAGGAAGCAAGUCUGGGAGAGGCAGAAUGGUAUCGUCGCCGAGGAGGGAGAAGAAGAAGAAGAAGUCGAAUACGAAGAGGUAGAAGAGGAAGAGGAAGAAGAAGAAGAAGAGCCAGGGGAGGCUGGCGGCGCUGAGGCUGCAGGCGAUGCAGACAAGGCCGCUGCGCCAACGGCACCACCAGCGGCGUAG